AUGGUCCUCGAGACUAUCAGUUCUUUUAUUCCUUCUCACCACCCAUCCCCAACUCCUGGCUCAAAAACUAAUUUACAUUCACCAAAAAAAUCCACACCAACCCCUUCACGUAAACAUUCAACUAACCAUUCAACUAAAUCAACUAAACCAUCACCAAAACCAACUAAUUUAUCACCUAAAUCAUCACCCAAACCUUCAUUAUCUGUAAAUAAAUUGUUAGUGCCUACAGACGACAGUGAAGACGACGACAAUAGCGACGAUGAAGAUAACGGUGACGAUGAAGUUUCGACUCCUACGCGAAAAAUCCGCCAACCAACAAAAUCCGCAACUCGAAGCACCUCUCUUUCAAUUCACAAGUCAGCUACAGUUACAGCAACUCCUCUUGCUGCGACACUUUCAUCUAAUACAGCAACAAUAACAUCCGAUAAUAAUCCUUUACCCACACUAGCUGGAAUUACAAAUAGUUCCGCACAAGCUCCAAUACCUUGCCUUGAUGGUGAUUCUAUAAAUUCUUUAUCAUGUCAAGACUCUACUCACUAUUAUUGUAAUGUUACGGACCAUCAAUGUUAUGCAAGACUUUCAGACAAUUCACAAUGUCAAGAUGAUUCUGUAUGCAAUUUAAACUCAGUUUGUAGUGAAAAUGUAUGCGUUCCUUCAAAUAAUUCUACAAAUUCUUCACCUGAUAUUGGUAAAAUUGCUAUGAUAGUUGGUCCUAUCCUUGGAGCACUUCUUCUUCUUGCUGCUUUACUUUUCUGUUUUUGUUGUAUGCGCAGAAAAAAAAGAAGAGAAAAUGCUGAUUCAAUGCAUGAUAACCCUUAUCCAUUUGCUGCAAGGCCAAAUUCAUAUUCAAGUAGUGCACCACCACCUAGUUCUCCAAUGCCUCUAAUGCAUAAUUAUCAUAAUACUGAACAUACAAAUUCUCAUUCACUAUCACCGGAAAUGGUAGCAAUAGCAGCAGGUGCUGUUAAUAGAAAUAAUUCACCUGAAGAAAGUAAUAAUAGACUUGGAAAUCAAAAUUCAAGCACGGAAUUGAAUCAAGCAUAUUUAUCAUGUCCUACAAGUAUUUCCUCAAGUCUAACACCUCCUAAUGAUGAUGAAAAAUCCACUGAAAAUGUUAGAUUAUCGAAAUUUAUGUUCAUUUCUAAUGCAUUAAACAGUGGAAAUACUUUAAGAGAUUCAAACACAUUAUCAAAAGAUGAUUUAAGUACAAGAUCAAAUACACCUAAAGGUCCAUUCAUGUUGGGUGGAAUAUCAAGUGAAAUGAAUUCUCCAACAUUACCAUUAGAAGAUUUAACAGAUCGUGGUUCAACACAAUCUUGUUUUUCAAGUAGUAAUAGAGAUUCGGAUGUUUUACCAACCAUGGAUCAAGACGAAUUCGGGAAAUCACCUGAAUCAGUAUAUUUAGGACUUGAGUUUACAUCACAGUCAGAAACAAAACCUACAAAUAAAGGAAGAUAUACAAUGGGAUCAAUGUAUUCAAUGUAUUCAACCUAUUCUACAGAUUAUAGUAAUCUCCCAAAUUCACCAUCAUUUAACCUUUUACGUGGAAUGAAUUCGUCAGUGACUGCUAGUAAAAGUGAUCAUUCUAGAAUACGUAAUGAUAGUUUCAGUACAGUAACAACACAAACUAUCUCAAAUGCAUAUGAUGAUUCUAGAAGCUCAGUUUUUCAAUUAAAUGCUCCAAUAUUUAAUAAUUUUAAUAAUAACAGUAAUAACAGUAAUAAUGGUAAUAAUGGUAGAUCAUUGACACCAACUCAUGAAUAUUCAGAUUCAACAUAUUCUACAGCAUCUUCAUUGAGUAGCAAUUCUAGCAGCCAUCAUACUUUGACGCCAAAAAAUAUGCGUUCGACCAAUAAUAAUGAUGAUCAAACCAGUAAAUAUAAAGCAGAGUCGAAAAGAACAUACGGAAUUUUCUAA
Molecule: messenger RNA, 1917 nt
Organism: Cetraspora pellucida
Lineage: Eukaryota; Fungi; Glomeromycota; Glomeromycetes; Diversisporales; Gigasporaceae
Source: the annotation of a GenBank genome assembly